This is a messenger RNA of Emiliania huxleyi CCMP1516, 1761 nucleotides long. RefSeq names its product major facilitator superfamily protein (gene MFS). Gene Ontology annotation, biological process: transmembrane transport. The transcript has 2 exons. Gene Ontology annotation, molecular function: transmembrane transporter activity. The record is from RefSeq and is a predicted model, not a curated record. NCBI's taxonomy places the organism in Eukaryota, Haptophyta, Isochrysidales, Noelaerhabdaceae. Gene Ontology annotation, cellular component: membrane. Bases 1 to 1761 code for a protein of 586 amino acids.
AUGUCGGGCAGCGAGGCUCCAGCCUUCAGCGAUGACUCGUACGACUGCAGCAACACCCCCGCGGGCGAGCGGGCGAGCGGGCCCAAGCAUUCUUCUCCUCCACGCUCCGCGUGCGCCGACAACCGGACGCGCAGCGAGAAGCGGACAGUGUUUGUCGCAAAUCUGCUUCUCAACCUGUGCGGGGUCGUUCUCUGGGCUGGCAUGCUGACAAUCAACGCAUUGUACGAUGGCAUCAUCAGCACAACGGGCUGGGAGUUGAGUCAGGUGUCGCUCCUCUUCACCCUGCAGGUCUUUACCUGCUUCCUAUGCUGCCCGUUGUGGGGGGUCGCUGCCUGCUACGUUUCGAUUCGCAGGCUGCUCGCCGGCGCUCUCUUUGCCGGCGCGGCUCUCAACCUCCUAACUGGCCUCGUCUAUCUGACGGACUCGUACGGCUGCUUCGCCGCACUGCAGAUCCUCAAGGGCAUCUGUCUCUCUCCUUGCCAAUGCCUGAACCGCGCGCUCAUCCCAAAGUACUACCGCCUCGCCGAGCGCGGCAAGUACUACGGCUUCCUUGAGGUUUCAGCCGGGAUCGGCGGGCUGGCAGGCGUCAUCUUUGGCGCCUCCUCGUACAUUGGCGGUGCCGAGGGAUGGUACGGGUGCGACACGGGCACGUCGAGCGACGAGAACGCCACCUUGUGCCCCGGGCUGGAUGGGCACAACGUCACUUCCGUAGACGUUGCAGACGAUGGCAGGUGCGACGGCGCACUGCCAAAGUGGUCUGUCCCCUUCUUCGUCCUCGGCGCCUUCAUGGUCCCAUGUGCCGUGCUCGUGCUCUACUUCGUGGUGGACCCCACGAAAGACGAGAAGCUACGCACGAGGCUCGGCCAGGAGAGGCUGAAGGCGAUCUUCCCCGGUCUCCGUGAUGAGGACACGCGGUUGAGCUUUGGCCUCGUCCGCUCCAUGUUUGGGGUAAAGACGUGGAUCUUCAUCGUGCUCCAGGGCGUGACGGGCGCCUUCCCGUGGCCCGCGAUGAGCCUGCUACUCUACUGGUUCCAGCUCCUCGACAUCAACCCCUUCCUUGCCAUCCUGGUGUCGGCUGGCCCCGCAGCCGGCGCAGCCAUCGGUGGCGGCAUCGGAGGCUGCAUAGGCGAUCGGCUAUACCGGACCUGGUCCAAAAAGUACGCACGCACGGCGGUGAGCCACUUUUCCGUGGUCGUCGGGCCCUUCCUGAUGAUCAUAAUGUUCUUCGUCUUUCCGCAGCGGGAGGAGUCGUGGUGGAUGUUUGGCCUCUACGGCCUCUUCGCGGGCAUGUUCAUCUCCUGGUCGGCGCCAAACAACAACGCCAUCCUGUCGGACGUGUUCCCCGAGGCCACCUUCCCGCUCGCGUACGGCGUCGCGCAGCUGGCGGAGGGGUCCGUCUCGGCGUGGGCACCAUUUGCCGUUGCGGUCAUCGCCGAGAAGGUCUUCGACGUGGGAGAGCUCCAGAAUUUCGACUGCAAGUCGGACGAGGAGAAGGAGGACGAUGCCAGGGGGCUCAGCUUAGCCAUCUUCUCCGUCUGCUGUGUCGGCUGGGGCAUGUGCGGCGUCGUCGUCACUGGCUUCUACUUUUAUUACCCGUCAGAGUCCAGAUCGCUCCAGGAAACCGCGACGUCUCGGCUAUCUGCGGGAUCAACCGAGCCCGAGCUAUCGCCGGACAACCCGUCUUCGUUUUCGCAAGAGCUGCCAGUGUCGCCCUCUCGGGCAGAUACGCCGGGGGUACGGCCAGUCGCCUCGCGAGUAUGA